Molecule: messenger RNA, 1158 nt
Organism: Oikopleura dioica
Lineage: Eukaryota; Metazoa; Chordata; Appendicularia; Copelata; Oikopleuridae
Source: the annotation of a GenBank genome assembly
AUGUUUUUCAAAAAGCAUGAAAUGGAUAAACGAGCGGUGCAGGUUUCCUUCAGGGACAGAGAGAAAAUUGAAGAGCUAGAGCAACUUGUGAAAGAUUUGAGGAACAAGGUCAAGGAGGCGAAUGGGAAGGCUAAUGAAGCAGAAGGUGCCCAGCUUGCGCAGGAAAAAGAGCUCAAACGACUCAAGGCCAAUCUCAAACUAUCGCAACAAGAAAAUGACGAUCGUCAAAAGCGAAUGGAAGAAUCGACAGGAGAAAUGAACUUAUUACGGACAUUCCGCGAUCAAGAACUCAAUACAACUAAAAAGCUUCAAAAUGAAAACGAAGCUCUUCAAAGAAAACUUCAUGACGAAAACGCAGCGCUUCAAAGAAUAAUUCAAGCCCAGGAAGACGGGAAGACGCGAGAAGCAAUGCUCGGCGCUCAAGUGGCCGAAAUUGAAGCCGAAAAUCAACAACUCCAAGAAGAGUUGGAAGACAAGCAUCAGCAAAUUAAUGAUCUUGAGACGCAACUUCAGGAUGUUGAAGAAGAGGGUCAAAGGCAUCAACGUCUUGCGGCGUCAAGAAAGAAAAAACUCAAAGAAAUGCGCAAGCUUCAGACAGCUCUGGAAGAUGUUCGUGAUUUGGUCAAUAAAGCGAUCGAAGAUAGAAAUCAUGGCAUGAGGAUGAACGACAGAUUCGACGAAAUUUUGGAAGCGCUGCGGAAUCUCGAUGGUCGUAUGAAUCAAAGAGGACACAGAAGAACAAAUCGUGUCCUUGACGCGAUCGCGGAGCUAGAAUGCGGCCUCGACGACCUUCAAAUUCCAAGUCACUUUCACAAACUAAAUAAACGUCUUACGCGCUUACGGGAUCAUCUGGAAGCUGACGCGAAUAACAAAGACGACGAGUUCUUUUUUGUCCCAUCAGGUUACAGGCCCAAAGAAGCUCCCGGAAAUGACGAAAAAGUGAGGGUAGAUGAAAAUGCAGAGUUUGAAGCACGUCCGCCAAAGUUCAAAGGAUAUAUUCCCGUGAAAGUCCACAAUGGAGAAGCAGUUUAUCCAGUGACGCUGAAAGUUAAAAAGAAGAAACGACGCCAGCCAAAAUACGAUAUCACAAUCACUAGUGAUCCGAUUCCUCUCGCCCUAGAAGCGUCUGCCCGGCAAUUGCACAAACUUGGUUACUGA